AUGGCUGGAGGACUUCUCUGGUUCAGUCAUCCUAAUCUUAUAUCAUGCUCACAACGAUUACUGGAGACCUUACCCCUUUUACUCAGCUCUCGCAGCAGGUUGUACUGGAGUAGCAGCCGAUGUUUUGCUGAGCGACUACGGAUCCGAACUGCUUGUUGGCCACGACAAACACUCACUGUCUCCCGAGAAAAGUUUGAGAUCAAUGUGCCUCGAUCCCUUGUUGAGGAUGCUUCACACGAUGAAUUCUUCGGGGCAGUGAUCGAAUUCCAGCCGAACAGACCGCCCGCAGGGACUGUUCAGGAGCCAACCCAACAUUACGCUGGUUCUCCUCCUGAAUGCCGAGAGCGACACAAACCAGAGGUGGAGAGUUCUGAUGGAGCAGCUAGAAUCCCUCAGACAGAAACUCUUUCUCACCCGCUUCGAAGUAGUCGAUACCGAGCCUGGCUUCAGGCUCAAGCAAGAUAUGUGGCCGGGACCUGGAACCAUUGUGGGCGCGGGCAACAUCAUGGAGGAUCGCACAGUAAACUACUGGCCAACGAAUGCGCUGUACUAUCAGUAGCACAACGCAUUCUUCGAUGCGCCGUUGGAACAAUUUCCGGAAGAAAACUGGAGGAAGUAAAUGGCAAUGGGUACUUUGCUUCUCAGAUGUGGCAUGAGCAAGAUAUGUACUUGUUAUAUAUCCGUCUCUUUUUCAGCAGAGUAUCGGAUCGGUCUGCACAGGUUUCGGCAACGAACAACUUGCAAAGCUGA
Molecule: messenger RNA, 750 nt
Organism: Colletotrichum orchidophilum
Lineage: Eukaryota; Fungi; Ascomycota; Sordariomycetes; Glomerellales; Glomerellaceae
Exons: 1
Coding region: 1-750 (249 amino acids)
Source: RefSeq, a predicted model, not a curated record